AUGGUGUGUGAACCUCUCCUGGUUGCAAUCCUCGGCAAGAUAACAUUCUUUAAUGACUGUGCCGCAAAUGUAGAACGAAUCUACAAAACAUUAUCUAGAGUGUCGUGUUUUGCUUCAGUGGCUCACAUGGCGGCCAUCAGUGUUGAUCGUUUUAUUUCUGUCGUGUACCCUCUACGCUACAAGAGCAUCAUGGAAAGCCGUGGAUUAAAGAUUAUGCUUACAGCGUCUUGGCUAUUCCCAUUUACAGUUCCUAUCCUAAGUGUCUCCAUUCCUGACUCAUUUCCCAAAGCCCUGUUGGCGGUUGGAGCGUUCACCUUCAUGUAUGCUAUCAUUGUCGUGUUUUACUCGUUGCUCGUGGCAUUUCUGGUCAAGCGUCGGAAGCAAAGGAAUAAACUUAGAGCUCACUCAUCUGGAAAUGCCAAUCAGUCAAGCGUUGAAAUCCGCGUCGCCUUUACGCUGGCCAUUGUGAUUAGCAUAUUCACCGCUUGUUGGUUUCCGCUGAUGAUCUCCUUUUUCGCCGCUGGUGAAACAUUGGUCAGGCCGCAAGCCGAACUGCACACAUGUGGAUCAGGACUGUGGCUUUGUCAAACUCAUCCAUGA
Molecule: messenger RNA, 600 nt
Organism: Orbicella faveolata
Lineage: Eukaryota; Metazoa; Cnidaria; Anthozoa; Scleractinia; Merulinidae
Product: melanocortin receptor 4-like
Source: RefSeq, a predicted model, not a curated record